Molecule: messenger RNA, 1770 nt
Organism: Brassica oleracea var. oleracea
Lineage: Eukaryota; Viridiplantae; Streptophyta; Magnoliopsida; Brassicales; Brassicaceae
Product: F-box/LRR-repeat protein 16
Exons: 1
Coding region: 112-1647 (511 amino acids)
Biological process (GO): SCF-dependent proteasomal ubiquitin-dependent protein catabolic process
Cellular component (GO): SCF ubiquitin ligase complex
Molecular function (GO): protein binding
Source: RefSeq, a predicted model, not a curated record
GGGUUAGUUGGUGGGUGACUUCUUGAAGAAAAUCUCGGAAAAGCAACUCGUGACUCGUGACUCAACCCUUUUAUCCUCUCCACUGGGUGGCGCUCGCAUGCACCACACAAAAUGGGUCAAGCUCCGUCUUCUCCGGCGGAUUCAACUACACGAGACACCGCUCUAUGGCUCUGGCCUCCGGAUUUCGUAGAUUGCGAUAUCACGGCAGAUCUCCCCGACGACUGCCUCGCUCACAUCUUCCAGUUCCUCACCGCUGGAGAUCGGAAACGAUGCUCUCUAGUAUCCAAACGUUGGCUACUCGUCGACGGUCAAAACCGCCACCGAUUAUCGCUGGCCGCCAAGGCGGAGAUCCUCCCUUUCUUGCCUUCCAUCUUCACCCGAUUCGAUUCCGUGACGAAGCUCGCUCUCCGAUGCGAUCGAAACUCCUUCAGCUUGAGCGACGAAGCUUUCGCCAUGGUCUCGACUCGCUGCUCGAAUCUGACGCGUGUCAAGCUCCGCGGCUGCCGCGAGAUCACGGAUCUAGGGAUGGAGUCGUUCGCGAGAAAUUGCAAGAGCCUGAAGAAGCUCUCGUGCGGCUCUUGUGAUUUUGGAGCGAGAGGGUUGAACGCUGUGCUGGAGCAUUGCAAGGUUCUUGAGGAGUUGUCUGUGAAGAGGAUACGAGGGAUCCACGAAACGGCGGAGGCGGUUAAGCUCCACUCAUCGUCUUCGCUGAGAUCUAUCUGCUUGAAGGAGCUUGUUAACGGUCAGGUGUUCGAGUCUUUAGUUGCGUCAAGAACGUUAAAGAAGCUGAGAAUCAUUCGUUGUUUAGGUAAUUGGGAUAAAGUUCUUCAAGUUAACGGCGAUGGUAACAGUUCUUUGACUGAGAUUCACUUGGAAAGGCUCCAAGUUAGUGACUUUGGGCUCUCUGCGAUAUCGAAAUGUCGAAAGUUGGAGACUUUGCACAUUGUGAAGACACCCGAAUGCUCGAAUUCAGGUCUGGUUUGUGUUGUGGAGAGAUGUAGAUUGCUUAGGAAGCUUCACAUUGAUGGGUGGAGGACUAAGAGGAUCGGUGAUGAAGGUCUGAUGGCUUUAUCUAUACACUGCUUGUUAUUGCAAGAGCUUGUGCUUAUUGGUGUUGACGCCACGCAUACCAGCUUGUCCCCUAUUGCUUCGAACUGUAAGAAGCUGGAACGGUUAGCUCUUUGUGGGAGUGGUGCGAUUGGAGAUGUAGAGAUGGCUUGCAUUGCGGAGAAGUGUGUGGCGCUGAGGAAGUUCUGCAUCAAGGGGUGUCCGAUUACGGAUGUUGGGAUCAAGGCGCUUGCUUUGGGCUGCCCUAAUCUGGUGAAACUGAAGGUGAAGAAGUGUAUAGUUGUUACAGGGGAUGUCAGGGAGUGGCUGCGUGAACGGCGGAGGACGUUGGUGGUGAGUAUGGAUGGAGAUGAGACCAAAGGUCCGGUCAUGGUAAGUGAGCAUGGCGGUAGAGGUCUUGAGACGGUGGUUGAGGAGGUGCUGACGCCCGUUGCUGAUGGCGGUGGGGAUGCAGAGCUUGCAGGUGCUGGUGGUGGUGGUAGGUUAGCUAUGUUGAAGACGAAGUUACUUGCAAGUAAGAACUUUGUGGCUUUCACACUAAGGAGAUGGUUGCAAAGUGAAGCUACUGGUUCUACUUGAUUCCGCUUCUGUAUUACCUCUUGUUUAUUUGUAUGAUCUUAACAAUUCAUUAUCAAUAUUUCAUGUGAUCAUGUAUGUUAUUAUUAUUAACUAGUACUACCAAUCAUAUCUUCUUUUUUUUUU